GGGACUGUGAAAGGUAUAAAUUCUGGUCUCUCCUACCUGCAACAGAAGACCAAUCUUGAUAUCAACAUCCACAACUUCACACUUCAAACCUUACACUUCAUAUCUUAACAACCUGCCUAAAACUUCAUCAUGUUCUUCAAAACUAUCAUCGCCGCUUCCGCUAUCGCUGGCCUUGUUGCCGCGGUGCCCUUCAACACCAACACCACAAGUGCCUGUCCCACUCUCUGCGUCGAUGCUAUCAAUGACUGUGGUUUCAUGUACGGAGGAUGUUAUCCUAUUUGCUCUCCUGAGCUGUAUCCUACACCACCACCAUGCACACCUACUACACAUACCACCCCUAUCACCCCAGACAUUACCAUCACUCUUAUCACCCCAACCCCUGAACCUAUCACGAACUCAACUAGCUAA
This is a messenger RNA of Fusarium redolens, 408 nucleotides long. RefSeq lists its product as uncharacterized. NCBI's taxonomy places the organism in Eukaryota, Fungi, Ascomycota, Sordariomycetes, Hypocreales, Nectriaceae. The coding region runs from base 130 to 408 and encodes 92 amino acids. The transcript has 2 exons. The record is from RefSeq and is a predicted model, not a curated record.